Molecule: messenger RNA, 1328 nt
Organism: Lates calcarifer (barramundi perch)
Lineage: Eukaryota; Metazoa; Chordata; Actinopteri; Centropomidae
Gene: snapc3
Product: small nuclear RNA activating complex, polypeptide 3
Exons: 9
Coding region: 20-1168 (382 amino acids)
Biological process (GO): snRNA transcription by RNA polymerase II; snRNA transcription by RNA polymerase III
Cellular component (GO): snRNA-activating protein complex
Molecular function (GO): RNA polymerase III type 3 promoter sequence-specific DNA binding; bent DNA binding; core promoter sequence-specific DNA binding
Source: RefSeq, a predicted model, not a curated record
AUCUUCCGUCCAGAACAUCAUGGCGGCGUACAGCCUCUCCACAGACAGCACUACAAACAUCCCAGAUUAUGAAUACCUCGACGUGAACACCAAACCGUUUCACAUCGGCUCGUUCAGAGAAGAGUGGCUGAGCAGACUGAAGGCGGGAAACAGCUCCUACCGGCACGAGGACGACGACACGUUCGACGCUAACUUUGCUAAAGAGAUGGAGGUCGGGGUGGAGACCAUGACCGAGCUGAGAUCCGUCUGCAGUGUUGAUUCACUCCGUUGUCAUCCUGAGGAUCAGCAGCCCGACACAGACGUUGUACCUGCAGAUUCGACGCUUAAAACGCUUGAACAGAGGAAGAAGAGACAAGAUUACAAGGCUUCUCUGAAAGUCACUAAGAACAGACACGACCUGUACGCAGACGAACUGGAGCGUUUAACUUUCGGUAGGAAACCAGGAGCAGAGGCAGACCUGGUCCCAGAGGGAGAAGUCAUUCUAAGUAUCAACGUCUACUACCCUGCCACUUUUGAAAAAUUUACCUACGUCAGACCCCACAUGACUCUGCUGAUGACGGGCUCCCACACCUUGGCAGAGCUCAGGGACGCCAUCUGCUGUGUCAGCGACCUGCAGGUGUGCGGCGAGUUCAGCAACACGCCGGACAUGGCUCCAGACUUCAUCAGCAAAGAUCAUUUCAAGUCAGCGUUCUUUUACUUUGAAGGAGUUUUCUACAAUGACAUGCGAUUCCCAGAGUGUCAAGACAUCAGCAUCACGACCAUUGAAUGGGCAAAGACCCGUAACUUCCCAUCCUACAGCCAGGCCAAGAUGGAGGACACGCGGUUUGUGGACCUGAAAGUAAAGGUGGGCUUCCCGUACCUGUACUGUCAUCAGGGAGACUGUGAACAUCUCGUCAUCAUCACAGACGUCAGACUGAGCCAUAAGGACGACUGUCUGGACAAGAAGCUGUACCCUCUUCUCACUCACAAACACAGGGUCACCACCCAGAAAUGUGCAGUCUGCCAUGUCUUCAUUGGAAGAUGGGUCACCACCAACAAUCAGUUUGCUCCGAGCGACCCGUGUCUUUUCUGUGACAAGUGUUUCCGGAUGCUUCACUACGAUGCCGACGGCAACAAGCUGGGAGAUUUUCUGGCCUAUCCUUUCGUGGACCGUGGUGCCUUCAACUAAAGCUGCAGUGAACUGUUCACUUCACUGAUUUAAUGCUGUAUAAUACAGUUAUAUAUCUUUAUAUUUCAGAAAGAAAUGUCUUCAGAUUUUGGAAAUUAAUGUCUAGUUUAAAAAGAGAAAGUUUUUGUGUUUGAAAUAAACAGUAACAUUUACUGAAAAA